Danio rerio (zebrafish) is the source of this 3645-nucleotide messenger RNA. The record is from RefSeq and is a predicted model, not a curated record. Lineage: Eukaryota; Metazoa; Chordata; Actinopteri; Cypriniformes; Danionidae.
GAGACUGAAUACGCAAGGCAGCAAACGGUAGAGGACUCCAGUCUGCCAAAGCACAGCACUGCUCGCUUUCUUGAGAGGAGAGAGGCAGAGAACCACUAGCCUUCUCCUCCUCCAUCCGAGUGUGUGUGAGGCUGGUACAUCCGUUGGCUGGUGGACACAGCAGCAGUGUUAGCAUUAGCAGGGAAUCUGUGCUCCAUCCUCCAAAAUGAUGAACAACCUCAAUGAAUGUGAAGAAGGCGAUGGGGGACCCAACAGCCAGGGAGAUGCAACAUCCAAGGAAAGCAGCCCUUUCAUCAACAGCAGCACCAGUGACGUAGAAAAAAGCCAGCAGUAUGAUGGGAAAAACAUGGCUCUGUUUGAGGAGGAGAUGGACACUAGUCCCAUGGUAUCUUCUCUGCUGAGCAGUCUUGCCAACUACUCCAACCUGACACAGGGCAGUAAAGAGCAUGAAGAGGCAGAAAACAAUGAGGAGGCACGCAAGAAAGCUGCACAGGCUCCUCGUAUGGGCACAAUAAUGGGCGUUUACCUACCAUGUCUUCAAAACAUCCUUGGGGUGAUUUUGUUCCUCAGGAUGACCUGGCUAGUGGGUGUUGGAGGCGUCCUGGGAACCUUCACCAUCGUCUUCAUGUGCUGCUCCACGACUAUGCUGACUGCUAUCUCAAUGAGUGCUAUUGCCACCAAUGGAGUUGUGCCAGCUGGAGGUUCGUACUACAUGAUCUCUCGAUCACUCGGACCGGAGUUUGGAGGAGCUGUUGGCAUUUGUUUCUUCUUGGGCACCACUUUUGCUGGAGCCAUGUACAUCUUGGGGUGCAUCGAAAUCCUGCUGAUCUACAUUGUUCCAUCAGCUGCCAUAUUUAAAAUGGAGGGUCUUGAGGGGUCAGAAGCCGAGGCAGCGCUGUUGAAUAACAUGCGCGUGUACGGUACCAUCGUUCUCACCUUCAUGGCUAUAGUCGUCUUUGUUGGUGUGAAGUAUGUCAACAAGUUGGCUCUUGUGUUCCUCGCCUGCGUCAUUCUCUCCAUCCUGGCUAUCUACGCGGGGGUCAUCAAGACUUCUUUUGAUCCACCUGACUUUCCGGUGUGUGUGCUUGGGAACCGAACUCUUGUGUCAAAGGCGUAUGACAUUUGUGCCAAGACCAUAGAGCGGGGGAAUGCCACCAUCACUACCAAGCUUUGGAGAUCCUUCUGUGACUCUGAGUUCCUGAACGCCACCUGUGAUGAGUACUUUGUUAACAACAAUAUCAGUCAGAUCCAGGGAAUCCCUGGAGUCACCAGUGGCAUCCUGGCAGAAAACCUUUUCAGUGGCUAUAUGGAGAAAAAUUCUGUCUUAGAAAAGAGAGGUCUACAGGCAGUACAGGACCCUGAACUCCCAGUAACCAACAGUAACCGAUAUGUGUUGGCUGAUAUCACCAGUUUCUUCACCCUGCUGGUUGGAAUCUACUUCCCCUCUGUCACAGGUAUCAUGGCAGGUUCCAACCGUUCUGGUGACCUGCAGGAUGCUCAGAAGUCCAUCCCUGUUGGUACCAUCUUGGCCAUCACAACCACCUCCAUCAUCUACAUGUCUAGUGUAAUUCUGUUUGGAGCUUGUGUGGAUGGAGUUGUUUUGAGGGACAAAUUUGGAGAAGGUGUCAGUGGUAACCUGGUUAUUGGCACGCUGGCAUGGCCCUCACCCUGGGUCAUUGUGUUUGGCUCCUUCUUCUCCACCUGUGGGGCCGGGCUUCAAAGUUUGACAGGAGCACCCCGCCUCCUUCAAGCUAUUGCCCGAGAUGGCAUCAUUCCUUUCCUCAGGGUGUUUGGUCAUGGCAAAGCUAACGGUGAACCUACAUGGGCUCUCCUUCUGACAGCCUGCAUCUGUGAAAGUGGCAUCCUCAUUGCCUCCCUGGAUGCAGUCGCACCUAUUCUGUCCAUGUUCUUUCUCAUGUGUUACAUGUUUGUAAACCUGGCCUGUGCACUGCAAACUCUCCUCAGAACCCCAAACUGGAGACCACGCUUUAAGUUUUACCAUUGGGCUUUGUCACUCUUGGGCAUGAGCUUGUGUCUUACCCUGAUGUUCCUGUGCUCCUGGUACUAUGCUAUUGUUGCCAUGGUAAUCGCCGGCUGCAUCUACAAAUACAUUGAAUUCUGCGGAGCAGAGAAAGAAUGGGGUGAUGGAAUCCGUGGUAUCUCUUUGAGCGCUGCUCGUUUUGCUCUGAUGAGGUUGGAGGAAGGUCCUCCUCACACUAAAAACUGGAGGCCCCAGAUUUUGGUGCUCACAACUUUGGAUGGAGAGCAGAACGUGGAGCAGCCUCGACUGCUGUCCCUGACCAGUCAGCUGAAAGCAGGCAAAGGUUUGACCAUUGUAGGAGCGUGUAUAGAAGGCACCUACUUAAACAACCAGCCAAAGACUCAGAAAGCAGAUCAGUCCCUAAGGAAGCUGAUGGAGGUUGAGAAGGUGAAGGGAUUCAGUCAAGUGGUGAUCUCUUCUAACCUGCGGGAUGCCACCUCACACCUAAUUCAAGCUGGUGGUCUGGGUGGGCUACGCCACAAUACUGUUCUGGUCAGCUUUCCCAAGAACUGGAAACAGGCUGAGGAGCACCACCGUUGCAGGAACUUCAUUGAGGUUGUUAGGGAGACCACAGCAGGUCACAUGGCCUUACUGGUCCCGAAGAACAUUUCUGCAUAUCCAUCAAAUGGAGAGCGUUUCACCGAGGGCCACAUUGACGUGUGGUGGAUUGUCCACGAUGGAGGCAUGCUCAUGCUCCUUCCCUUUCUUCUCCGCCAGCAUAAGGUUUGGAGGAAGUGCAAGAUGCGUAUCUUCACUGUGGCUCAGAUGGAUGACAACAGCAUUCAGAUGAAGAAAGACCUGAUGACGUUCCUUUAUCACCUGCGUCUUGAUGCUGCAGUUGAAGUGGUUGAAAUGCUUGACAAUGACAUCUCAGCUUACACCUACGAAAAGACCCUGAUGAUGGAGCAGCGAUCGCAAAUCCUCAAGGAGAUGCAUCUAACCAAGAAUGAGCGGGAGAGAGAGAUUCAGAGCAUCACAGAUGUGUCCCGUGGCUCUAUUAGGCGUAAGAACCCAUCAAACCUGCACCCCCAGAGGAGUAUCGCUGAGGAGUCGGUGGCAGGAAGUGGUGAAGAAAAGCCUGAAGAGGAGUCUGUCCGUGUCUCCCAUCCUCGACAGGUUCAGCUCAUUCAGGGAAAAAAUGCCACCCCCACGCCCACUAGCCCCACCUCCCCUACUGCUCCCACACCAGCGACUAUGAGCCCUGGAGAGGAGAUUCAGAUGACCUGGACGGACGAUACGGAGAAGGCCAAUAACCCAGCAGUGGCCAAUCCUGAAAACAUAAAGGACAUGUUCAACAUGAAACCGGAAUGGGAGAACCUGAAUCAGUCCAAUGUGAGACGCAUGCACCAUGCGCAGAAGCUCAAUGAGGUCAUUGUGAAGAAAUCGCAAGAAGCUAAACUAGUCCUGCUAAACAUGCCUGGACCACCUAGGAACCGCACUGGAGAGGAGAACUACAUGGAGUUCCUCGAGGUCUUGACUGAAGGUCUCAACAGGGUCCUUCUUGUGCGUGGAGGUGGACGUGAAGUCAUUACCAUCUACUCUUGAGGGGCUCAGCUCAACCACCAAAUAUUCCUCACCCUGCAUAGAUGGAACAUCCCAGUAAC